AUGGACUUUUUACUUUAUGGAGGCAUCUCAAUGAGGAGAGGAAGCUAUGACGAAGCUGCAGCCUCUCUGCGACCUCACUUCCGAAAUUUGGCUCAAAGACGUCGCUCUGCCCCAUCAUUGGUUUUGGGGAAGGCUUUAAGCACACCCUGGUCUCCAAUCAGGGAGGACCCUUCCUGCUGGGUUUCAGUAGAGCACAGUCCGUUCGUUCAUGGCCUUACCAGUGAGAACGGAGAACUGCUCCUGGACGAGAGCGUUCGUGUGACGGAAGGCACGAAAACCAAGGACAGACACCUGUUUCUCUUCAGUGACGUUGUCGUCUUUGCUAAGCUCAAGUCAUCUUUCAGCUACCGUCUGAAGCACCGAAUCAAACUGGAGGAUCUUUGGCUUCACACUUUCCAAGAUGAGACUGAGAACAACAAGGGAACGACAGCAGAGGAGGAUCUCAAUGUGACCCUUGCCUUGGCCUGGGGCUAUAAUUUUUGUUUGGUGUGUUUUUGUUCUCCUGAGGUGAAGACACGUUGGUUUGAAACUCUUCACAGUACAACCCAAGAGGCAAGAGCCAGGGCUGGUUGUGUUUCUUCUUGUCCCGACAUCCUCAUGAAGGUGUUAGGUGGCAUCACUGCUUCUAAAACUCUCAUCGGAGGCGGAAUGGAGCUAUUUGCCAACCUUGAUGUAAUUUUAUUUUGUUGCCAGGGAGAUGUGAAUAGUUCUGCUGUGUCCCAGUUGUCAAAUAAUCAAGAGGACAAGCUGAUGCAGACGCUUGAAAGUAAGUGGAACUUAGUGAGGAAGCUGAGGAAGGGCUCGAGUUUUAUCAGCAAAGCAGCUUCAUCAGACGCAAAAAGUCAGCUUUUUGGACGGCCCCUUUGCCAUGUGUGCCCAGAUGACAACUCGCUUCCUAAACCCAUCACAGAGAUACUGGUGUUGCUGAGGAAAAGGGGGCCGUCAACAGAGGGAGUGUUUCGGAAACCAUGUAACAACAAAAACAUGAGGGACGUCAGGGAGAGGCUCAACAGCGGCCUGGAAGUGGACCUGGAGGCGCAGCCUGUUGCUUUGCUGGUCGGGCUGCUCAAAAGUUUUCUCAAAGAACUUCCUGAGAGUCUCCUGAUGUGUGCACUUUACAACGAGUGGAUAAAUGCGCUCCAGAGGGAAGACAGCCAGCAGAAAGAGCAAGAGCUCAAAAGAGUGGUGGACAAGCUACCUGGGCCCAACAAACUCCUCCUGCAGCACCUUGCCUGUGUCCUCUAUCAUGUCCUUGAGAAUGCCCACCAAAACAAAAUGGAUGCCUACAAUUUGGCGGUUUGCACCGCCCCGACCUUGCUGCAGAUGGAGGUCACGCCACUUGAAGAGCAGAAGGAGGCGAUGAAAAAUGUCACAGAGCUCACGCAAUUCCUGAUUGAACACUUUGAGAUUCUUGGAGAGAAUAUCCCACAUCUCCUGGACACAGAUGAAGAUUCUGUGUCCUCUCAGCUUCACGACUCAGCAUACGACAGCACCGAUCCAGAGGGGGAUGGCGAGGCCGGGGGAAGCGGGUCGUCUCCAUCCCUCAGUCUCAGCGUCACUGUUUCGACAUGUUCGUCCGAUGCCAUCUUCAAUGUCAAGCCCGCCUUCAACCGCCGCUGCUCAGAGCCCACCAUCCUGCCCUCGGUGGAUUCGUUCAAUCUUUGCGGCUAUUCCAGGAGUCAUGAAGACUGCUCCAUUGAGGACUUUGCAGAGCAACCUUUGAAAAAGCCAAUCUCGCAAGAUUCUUUCUGGCAGACGAGGCAAAGAGGAGCCCAGCGAUCUGUUUUGUGCUCUAACAUUGACUCUCUUAGCUACACCCAGAAUCAAAUCAUGGGCUGCUCUAGCUCAUCCCUCGAGAGUGCCGCCUCCAACCAAUCUGAGGGCUCGGUCUUUACCAACUCUCCGGCAAGCUCGCCACCCUGUCCCAAGAAAACGAGCCAUGGCAUCCCAACCUCUUCGAGGCCUCACGACGACUCGUCUGUGAUUAAUGCGGAUGAGAUGAAGCGUUCAAACUCGUUGAGAGCAGCCUGUAAGGUCCUAAUGCGUACACGGAGUUUAGGAGGCUUUGGGCGGACAAGCUUGAAGAAAGAGCAGCGAAAAGAAAAUUCCUCCACUUGUGAAACGCUUCAGGAGGACUCUCAAAGCGAAGCGCUCGCUCCUGCUGAACCCAAGCGCCGGCCACUGUCAGCUGUUGAGGUGUUCAGGCAGGUAGACAGUAAGCUUCCCUGCAAUCCGCCUCCGUAUGAGCAGGCGGUACACACCGUGCCUCUUGUCCCUGAGUACUCUUCCAUGACUGUUUAUGAUGCCAUAGCUCUCGAGAGAAGAUCCCGCCCUUCAUCUUUGAUUUAUUCUUUACCGCCAAGCUACGUCGACAACUGUUGCAUUGAAAGUUGCACACAAGAGGCGCAAAAUGAACGUGAGACACUGAACUUCCGGCACAGGACCAUGUCAGAGUCCGUGUCCACGAUAGGUCAUCGGGAGGCGAUAUCACGAAGCUGCAGCCAGUCUGUGUUUGAGGAAUUUCCCUACGCUAAAGAAUCCUAUGUUUGA
This is a messenger RNA of Nerophis lumbriciformis (worm pipefish), 2550 nucleotides long. Lineage: Eukaryota; Metazoa; Chordata; Actinopteri; Syngnathiformes; Syngnathidae. The record is from RefSeq and is a predicted model, not a curated record.